Anopheles funestus (African malaria mosquito) is the source of this 543-nucleotide messenger RNA. RefSeq names its product ER membrane protein complex subunit 6 (gene EMC6). The transcript has 2 exons. Gene Ontology annotation, cellular component: EMC complex; membrane; endoplasmic reticulum. The record is from RefSeq and is a predicted model, not a curated record. The coding region runs from base 90 to 437 and encodes 115 amino acids. Gene Ontology annotation, biological process: autophagosome assembly; protein folding in endoplasmic reticulum. Lineage: Eukaryota; Metazoa; Arthropoda; Insecta; Diptera; Culicidae.
AAACACUUGCUGUCAAUUGUAUUUUCCAAAUCAAAACAUUGAUGGUGUGAAUUACAAUUUCGUGGAUACUUUUUCCGUUCCGUACAAUCAUGUCUACGACACGCGUUAAAACGAGAGAAACCAAAACGGGAGAAAUCAUUGCGUACAGUGAUACUGCCAUACGAAACAAUGCAUCCGCCGUGGAGUAUUGCCGAACCUCCAUGGCAGCAUUAUCAGGAAGUACCGCAGGAGUUUUGGGACUUACCGGUGUGCUAGGAUUUCUCUUCUACGUGCUUGCCGUUCUAGGCCUGUGGCAGAUGCUGCUGUUGAAAUCAGGAUCUAAUUGGCAGAAGUAUUUCAUCAGCAGGAAGAGCCUUCUCACCCAUGGGUUUCUGAGCGGUUUGUGCACCUACGUACUAUUCUGGACGUUCCUGUACGGUAUGGUGCACGUGUACUGAGCGAAUGCAUGCUUGAAUCACGUACGCAAUGGGUCACGGGGUAAACCUAAGCUUAUACUUUGGUAAAUUAUUUUAUUUCCAAAUACACAUACCAUCUUUUACCGAC